Molecule: messenger RNA, 5586 nt
Organism: Sinocyclocheilus grahami
Lineage: Eukaryota; Metazoa; Chordata; Actinopteri; Cypriniformes; Cyprinidae
Gene: scn4ab
Product: sodium channel, voltage-gated, type IV, alpha, b
Exons: 25
Coding region: 72-5573 (1833 amino acids)
Biological process (GO): neuronal action potential; membrane depolarization during action potential; sodium ion transmembrane transport
Cellular component (GO): voltage-gated sodium channel complex; plasma membrane
Molecular function (GO): voltage-gated sodium channel activity
Source: RefSeq, a predicted model, not a curated record
GCACACAGAGUAACAUUCUUCUAUUUGUCGAGAGCUUUUAACUGGAAGCAGAAUUUGGGGACACAGCAGCCAUGCCAAAGCAAAAGAUAAACCUGAUGGAGGUUUGGAAUAGGAAUCGAGCUGCUCACCCAAACAGAGCUAAGAACCUAAAACUAUGGCCUCGUCAACUGGCACAACUGAGAGACCCCGAAGUGGUGGCAGCCCUCCUUCAGCAGAAUGUCAAGAUGGCGAGCCUGCUCCCUCCCACAGGUGCCGAUGUGUUCCACCCCUUCACUUUGGAGUCGCUCGCCGAGAUCGAGCGGCGGAUGGCAGAAGAAGCCACCGAGCAGGAACAGAUGAAGGCCUCGAAUAUCGAGGUACCUGAGGAGGAUCUGCCCAAACCCAGCAGUGAUUUGGAAGCAGGAAAGGUCCUACCAUUCAUCUACGGAGACCCUCCACCAAAUCUCCUCAAUGUUCCUCUUGAAGAGUUGGAUCCAUUCUACAAAGCAAAAAAAACGUUCAUUGUGGUCACCAAAGGGAAUACAAUAUUCCGAUUCAAUGCUGAACCUGCAUGCUACAUUCUAAGUCCACUCAACCCUAUUCGACGAGCGGCCAUAAGAAUACUCAUACACAAAUUAUUUAGCAUGUUCAUCAUGCUAACCAUCUUGUCAAACUGUGUGUUCAUGACGAUGGGUGACCCUCCAGCAUGGAGUAAAAUAGUAGAGUACGUUUUCACUGGCAUCUACACCUUUGAGGCGCUUGUAAAGGUGCUGUCCAGAGGCUUCUGCAGGGGUGAUUUCACAUUCCUGCGAGAUCCGUGGAAUUGGCUGGAUUUUAUGGUCAUCACCAUGGCGUACGUCACAGAGUUUGUGGACUUGGGGAAUAUAUCUGCUCUGAGGACAUUCCGUGUUCUUCGGGCCCUAAAAACAAUUACUGUAAUUCCAGGUCUUAAAACCAUUGUUGGCGCCUUGAUUCAGUCGGUGAAGAAAUUGGCGGAUGUCAUGAUCCUCACUGUCUUCUGUCUCAGCGUGUUUGCUCUCAUUGGCCUGCAACUGUUCAUGGGAAAUUUGCGGCAAAAGUGCAUCAAGUCUUUUGCCUGGAGCAACAGUGAUAACCUGACCAUGCUCUUCAAUCACACAGACAUCAAUGGCACUGAAACAGCCAACAGCACAUUCAACUUUCAGGAAUAUAUUGAAAAUCUAGAAAACUACUAUUAUGUGCCUGGCCAUAUGGAUCCGUUACUUUGUGGGAACAGCUCUGAUGCAGGGAAGUGCCCUGAGGGCUACACAUGCCUAAAAGCUGGCCCAAACCCAAAUUAUGGCUACACUAGUUAUGACAGCUUUGCAUGGGCUUUCUUAGCCCUUUUCCGGCUAAUGACUCAAGAUUUCUGGGAGAACUUGUUCCAGUUGACUCUCCGUGCAGCAGGGAAGACGUACAUGAUCUUCUUUGUAGUCAUCAUCUUCUUGGGUUCGUUCUACCUCAUCAAUCUGAUUCUGGCUGUGGUGGCCAUGGCGUAUGCUGAACAGAAUGAAGCCACCAUUGCAGAAGCUAAAGAAAAGGAGGAAGAGUAUGCAAAAAUCCUGGAACAGCUCAAGAAACAAGCUGAGCAAAAGAACAGCAUGGUGAAUGGCAGUAAGACAUCAUUAUCCAGCAAAAAUAAAGAUGAUGACCAAAUUCAGAACGACUAUGAUGGGAUCGCAUUGAAACCCCUCUCAAAGUCAAAUGGAUCCAAAGGCAGCAUGAAUUACUUAGAAGUCCCUGACUCGCAGAUGAGAAAACCGAGUGCAGUGAGCACUACAGACAAUGCUUUAGAUGAGCUGGAGGAUAUUCAAAGGCCGUGUCCUCCCUGCUGGUACAAGUUUGCUGACAUAUUCCUGAAAUGGGAUUGCUGCUUGCCAUGGGUGAAAUUCAAGAAGUUUAUCUGCCUAAUUGUAAUGGACCCUUUUGUGGAUCUGGGCAUUACCAUCUGCAUUGUGCUUAACACUGUGUUCAUGGCUAUGGAGCACUAUCCUAUGACUCCACAUUUCGAACACAUGUUGUCAGUGGGAAACCUGGUUUUCACCGGUAUCUUCACAGCAGAGAUGGUGCUAAAACUUAUUGCACUGGACCCAUAUUAUUACUUUCAAGUUGGCUGGAACAUUUUUGACAGCAUAAUUGUGACCAUGAGUCUGGUAGAGUUGGGCUUAGCCAAUGUUCAGGGCUUGUCUGUGCUGAGGUCCUUCCGUCUGAUGCGUGUGUUCAAGCUGGCAAAAUCUUGGCCAACGCUAAACAUGCUGAUAAAGAUCAUCGGUAAUUCUGUGGGUGCUCUCGGGAACCUGACCCUUGUCCUGGCCAUUAUUGUCUUCAUCUUUGCUGUUGUGGGGAUGCAGCUUUUCGGAAAAAGCUACAGGGACUGUGUGUGUAAGAUCUCGGGCGAUUGCGAGCUCCCUCGCUGGCACAUGACAGAUUUCUUUCACUCAUUCCUCAUCAUCUUUCGCAUUCUAUGUGGGGAAUGGAUCGAAACAAUGUGGGACUGUAUGGAAGUGGCUGACCAAGGCAUGUGCAUCGUCGUCUUCAUGAUGGUCAUGGUUAUAGGAAACCUAGUGGUGUUGAAUCUCUUCCUGGCUCUGCUGCUCAGCUCCUUCAGUGGAGACAACAUGUCAGCGUCUGAUGAUGAUGGGGAGAUGAACAAUCUGCAGAUUGCCGUUGCUAGAAUGACAAGAGGCAUUGAAUGGGUGAAGGCCUUCGUUAUCGGACAUUUGACACAAUGUCUGGGCCUGAAGCCAAAGGAAGAGGGUGUGAAAGCAGACGAAGAAAUCGAUUCUAAGGUGGCCACCAUGAAUUUCAGUCUGUCCGUUAUCAAAGUGCCUAUAGCCAACGGUGAAUCGGAUGAUGACGAUGAUGGCAACAGCUCUUCUGAGGAUGAAGACAAAGAGGACGUCGAUAAAAAUAGUAAAAAGACAGAUGGAGAUGAAUCAUCAACCUGCAGCACAGUGGACAAAGCUCCUGAGGUAGUAGAGGUGGAAGAAGAGGAAGAAGAGGACUCCACCGUCCCUGAGGACUGCUACACAGAGAACUGCAUCAGGCGAUGUCCUUGCUUGGAGCUUGACGUUGCCCAAGGUAAAGGGAAGGCAUGGUGGAAUUUCCGUAAAACCUGCUUCUCCAUUGUGGAGCAUAGCUAUUUUGAAACCUUCAUUAUCUUCAUGAUCCUCCUCAGCAGUGGAGCUUUAGCAUUUGAGGACAUAUACAGUGAACAACGAAGAAUGAUUAAAAUCAUUCUUGAAUAUGCAGAUCAGGUCUUCACCUAUGUGUUUGUCAUUGAGAUGCUUCUGAAAUGGGUAGCCUAUGGAUUCAAGGUCUAUUUCACAAACGCAUGGUGUUGGCUGGACUUUCUCAUUGUUGAUGUGUCCCUGAUCAGUUUGACUGCAAAUAUCUUAGGCUACUCUGAACUGGGGGCCAUUAAGUCUCUCAGGACUUUGAGAGCGCUGAGACCUCUUCGAGCUCUCUCCAGGUUUGAAGGAAUGAGGGUGGUGGUAAACGCCCUGGUGGGGGCCAUUCCAUCCAUCUUCAACGUUCUUCUGGUCUGCCUGAUCUUUUGGCUCAUCUUCAGCAUCAUGGGAGUCAACCUUUUUGCUGGAAAGUUCUACUACUGCUUCAACUCAACAUCCGAAGAAGUUUUCCCAAUCACUAAGGUCAACAAUAGGAGUGAGUGCUUGGAGCUCACAGAGGCUGAUCCAAAUGUGCGCUGGAUGAAUAUGAAGGUUACCUUUGAUAACGUAGGCAUGGGAUACCUCUCCUUACUGCAAGUGGCAACAUUCAAAGGAUGGAUGGACAUCAUGUAUAGUGCUGUGGAUUCUCGUGACGUUGAAAUGCAGCCGGACUAUGAGUCAAACCUCUACAUGUACAUUUACUUUGUCAUCUUCAUCAUUUUUGGCUCUUUCUUCACCCUUAAUCUAUUCAUCGGCGUCAUCAUUGACAAUUUCAACCAACAAAAGGCAAAGUUAGGAGGAACUGAUAUCUUCAUGACAGAGGAGCAGAAAAAAUACUACAAUGCCAUGAAGAAACUUGGCUCCAAAAAGCCACAGAAACCAAUACCAAGGCCUACGAACUGCUUCCAAGGUUUGGUUUUUGACCUGGUCACCAAGCAGUUCUUUGACAUCUUCAUUAUGGUGAUGAUCUGCCUGAACAUGGUGACCAUGAUGGUGGAGACAGAUGACCAGAGUGAAGAGAAGGAACAUAUUCUGUUCCUUAUCAACUUGGUCUUCAUCGUACUCUUCACCGGGGAGUGCAUUCUCAAGAUCAUCGCCUUGCGCUAUCACUACUUUUCCAUUGGGUGGAACAUUUUUGAUUUUGUGGUGGUCAUUCUUUCAAUCACAGGUCUUUUACUGGCAGAUCUCAUCGAGAAGUACUUUGUGUCACCUACACUGUUUCGCGUCAUUCGACUGGCCAGAAUCGGCCGCGUCCUGCGGCUUAUCCGGGGUGCCAAAGGAAUCCGGACAUUACUGUUUGCACUGAUGAUGUCCCUUCCUGCCCUCUUUAACAUUGGCUUGCUUCUAUUCUUAAUCAUGUUUAUUUUCUCCAUAUUUGGCAUGUCCAACUUUGGGUAUGUGAAAAAAGAAGCGGGCAUCGAUGACAUGUUUAAUUUCGAGACCUUCGGGAACAGUAUCAUAUGCUUGUUCAUGAUCACAACAUCCGCCGGCUGGGAUGGAUUGUUGGCACCUAUACUCAACAGCCCACCAGACUGCGACCCGGAUGUGGAGAACCCGGGAUCGCCUGUCCGAGGAAACUGCGGGAAUGCUGCGGUAGGCAUCGUCUUCUUCUGCAGCUACAUUGUCAUGUCCUUCCUCGUCGUGGUCAACAUGUACAUAGCCAUUAUCCUGGAAAACUUCAACGUAGCGACCGAAGAAAGCAGCGACCCCUUGUGCGAAGAUGACUUCGAGAUGUUCUAUGAAACCUGGGAGAAGUUCGACCCCACCGCCUCUCAGUUCAUCGCUUACAGUAGGCUGUCUGAAUUCUGCGACACGCUGAAAGACCCCCUGAGAAUACCCAAACCGAACACCCUUAAGUUGAUCACAAUGGACCUUCCCAUGGUCCCUGGCGAUAAGAUCUACUGUCUGGACAUUCUCCUGGCCCUCACUACAGAGGUGCUGGGAGAUUCUGACCAGAUGGAUGCCAUGAAAGCAACUAUGGAGGAGAAAUUCAUGGCCAAUAAUCCCUCGAAGGUUUCGUACGAGCCCAUCACCAGCACUCUCAGACGGAAGCAAGAAGAAGUGGCCGCUUUGACCAUUCAAAGUGCCUACCGCAAGCACGUCCUCAAACGCGGCCUCAAACAUGCCUCAUAUAUGUAUAGAGAGAAGAUGAACUCAAAGAGACAAGGUGAAGAGGCUCCAGAAAAAGUGGGGAUGAUAGUUAAGAAAAUGAGCCAUCUGUAUGGAGAUCAAGCCAUUGAGGAUGACAAACCUAUGAGUUUCUCCUUCUCUCAACGUGGGAAACCACAGUAUGGGGUUAAGCAUCCCUCGGUGAGAGUUCAGAGCGAUGUGGUCUUGCACUCUGCCCCUUUUCCCGCUCCUGACUCCUCAACCGCUGCGGAAAACUGGAGUGAGUCCAUUGUGUAACAGGUUUAAGCCA